AUGGCUCGAACCGCAACUCUUCCAACAAAUUCUAUCACAAUCCGUAUACACCAACCUGCAGACAUAGACUGGAUCGUCUCCCGCCACGACACCCUCUACGCAGACGAAUACAACUUCAACGACAAGUUCAUUGCUCUAGUCUCCAAGAUCGCGUCAGACUUUCAGCAAAACCAUGAUCCUACCUCGGAGCGCUGUUGGAUCGCGGAGCGUACUGACAAGACCACCAAUGAGCCAGUGGGCUGUAUAAUGCUUGCGAAGGACAUCGACUCGCCCGAUACAGCCAGACUGCGCUUACUUCUUGUGGAGCCGAGCGCUCGGGGAAUGGGAGUCGGAAGAUCCUUGAUCAAGCAGUGUAUCGAGUUCGCGAGAGAGGUCGGAUACAAGCGGGUGGUGCUCUGGACGCAGAGUAUCUUGGGCUCGGCGAGGAAGCUAUACAAGGCUGAAGGAUUUAAGUUGGUGAAGGAGGAACAGCAUGAAGGGUUUGGGACGACACUGGUAGGGGAGUUAUGGGAGCUGGAGUUAGGGAAGGUGACUCAGGACGCAUAG
Aspergillus viridinutans is the source of this 546-nucleotide messenger RNA. Its product is annotated as GNAT family N-acetyltransferase. Gene Ontology annotation, molecular function: N-acetyltransferase activity. The record is from RefSeq and is a predicted model, not a curated record. Bases 1 to 546 code for a protein of 181 amino acids. The transcript has a single exon. NCBI's taxonomy places the organism in Eukaryota, Fungi, Ascomycota, Eurotiomycetes, Eurotiales, Aspergillaceae.